AUGUGCGCCCGACAUAAGAACUUGAAGGUGAUUGCGAUAGGAGAAAGCAAAGAAACCCACGUCAACCGCCGGAGAACCGAAAGACUAAAGUGGCUCAAUCCGCUGCCUGCCACCAUUCUCCUAAGGUACUACUAUUGUCUACCACAACUCCAGAGUACCUACCAUCUGUCCAAACCUUGGGAUCUCCCAUGCUUACUUGAAACUUGUCUGGGCGUCACCUUCUUCCAAGUUCCCCCACCCGCACAGCCCACGGUCCACAGUCCCGCAGCCCAAGCGCUCGGCAGCAUCUACGCAAGACACAGUACCUGUACAUCAUCACCACAAUAUUCCAGGUUCAUCAUCAGCAUCAGCAUCAGCAUCUACAUUCGGACCUGCAUCAAGCCUCUGCAGCCCCCGUUCAAGCACAUGUCUACCGCCCCCAUCGGAAUCUUCCAGUCUUCUCCCAACAACCAUCAACUUCUCCAGCUUCCUCCGAUUGACCUGGAUCUCUCCUCUUUCCCGUCCUCCCGUAUCCCGACCGUCUCAUCCCAUCCCAUCCCGUCCAAUCCAACUUCACGGAUAUCCACACCUCCAAUUGCGCAGUCCACAAUCCACAUGCGCAGAACGGAUACACCAUCAGCAUCUCCACGUUGUCGCCCAUCUCACUUUGCUGUCACUGCGCCUUCCCAUCUGCCGUACUCUGCGUACCGCGCACUCCCGCCUUCCUAUCCGAACAAACACCCGCUGUCCCCGUCACUUUGGUCCAGUUUGCCUUCCAAUACCUACAGCACCAACUUCCAGUCUUCCUCUGUUGGCACUGAGGCCCCCACGAACCAGUUCUGUGCACGAAGCCGCCUCUUCCCUGUUUCGACGUCCAAUCUCGACCUCCUCGUCCUUCAAUCCCCCUUCAAUGGCACUGUCCUGACCAGCCGCCCGUCUUCCUUCUUGAGCACUUCUUCUUUUACUUCUUCUUCCGUCAUUCUUUACCUUUCUUCUUCCUCCAAUUCAUUCCAGCUUCGCACCGUUUGGGCCUUCGAAUCCCCGACAACCACCUCGAAUCGUGUCUCGCGAUUCUCGACUGCAGCACCCGACCGACCAACAACCAAGCUCCUGCUCUCCGCGCCUCGAGCACCCCUUUACCCUUUUCUCGAUCACGGUCUUGCGCUGCCGCUCGCCUGCCUCCUUCAUCCGAUAUCCGAACUACCCUUCUACUCGAGUCCAUCGUCCAUCCCCCCCGGGACCGACUUGCGACGACACCCUACCUCACUACUCCAUCCCACGACCCCGCGACCACUCUACACCAUGGUGAAGCUCAUUCCACCAUCGUUUCCGCCCCGGCGGCCUUCGAGCUUCCUCCGCUACGCCGCCGCCGUCAUCUUUUUCGUGGCUCUCUUCUACUACUUCGACCCGCGAUACCCAAGAGAACCUCUGACACAGCUUCAACCAGAGAAGCCGAAGCAACCCCCGCAAACACCAGACCCGGUGGCUCCGGCACAGGUUGAGGAUGUCACAAAGCCGACGGCUCAGGCCGAGACGACACCGAUACCUCCGAAAGCCGAUCAAGCAUCGUCGGGAGCUAAACCCCCCUCAGCGGGCAAUACCAAGGUUGAAGGCGGUGUCGAUCCGUCAAAAGGACAUCCCAUAGAUGCCUUGAUCAAAGAGGCCGACGAAACGUUUGAUAAGUUGUUGGAGAAGGAGACCAAGACGCUGCCCGCCGCGGCCAAGGCCUACCGCGAGCGACGUGGUCGCCACCCUCCCCCGGGCUUUGACGCAUGGUUUCAAUUCGCCCAGGACCGCAAGGCUGUCAUUGUGGAGGACUUUUUUGACCAGAUCUACCACGAUCUAAAACCGUUCUGGGGUCUCGAACCAUCACGCAUCCGAAAAGAGGCGGCUGAAUGGGAGAUGGUGAUCAAGGUGCGCAAGGGACGAGCCACCCGUAUCAGCGACUGGUUCUGGACCAUCCACUGGACAAACAUGCUCAAGACGAUUGAGCAUCUGCUACCCGACAUGGACAUCGCCCUGAAUCCGAUGGACGAGCCGCGCAUGGUGGUGCCGUUUGAGGAUAUGGAGCAGCAUUUGAGGGACGCUGCCCUGAUGGAAGGGAUGCCCGAACCGAAAAAGGUUAUGAACACAUUCCAGGCCCUGCCCAGUAGCAAAAAGGAGCUCGACCGCAACGUCAAGGUCAAGAGCAAGCACUGGGAUAAAGUCACGAAACAGUACUGGCUCAUUGCCCGCCGUGGGUGCCCUCCCGACAGCCCUGCUCGACUGGCAAAGACGCAAAGGACCUUUAACCAUGCCCCCGCCGUUUCGACAAAGUAUGCCAAGCCGCAUAUGCGCGACGGUUUUGUUUCCAACUACACUCUCUCGACCCAUAUCUGUCACCAACCCGACCUGCAAGGCCUCAAUGGCAUCUUCAUUGAGCCCCUAAGCACAGCUGCCACGCCUGUUCUGUUUCCAAUGUUUGGCGGUUCCAAGCUGGCCGUCAACAAUGAGAUCCUGCUUCCUGCAGCCAUGUACUGGACAGAGGAAGAACGGUUUAGUGGCGGUGGGUACCAUGGGGGCCGCUGGAACAAGAAGAAGGACGCGGUGCUCUGGCGCGGCGUCGCAACGGGUGGGCGCAACCGCGUGGAUAACUGGCAAGGGUUCCAGCGCCACCGGUUCGUGGCCAUGAACAACGCGACCAAGGUCACGGGCGCCGAAGACGGCACGAUGGACCCGAUCAACUUUUCCCUGCCCGACAAGAUGUACAACAUUGCAGCGCAGGCGGUGGGCGGGCUGGGCGACUGGAUCAAGUCGUGGGCCAAUGUUGGGUUUACGGAUCUCAUGUGCGAGCCCGAGGGCAAGGCCGGAACGUGCAACUACACGAGCCCCUAUUUCAACAUCACCGAGGGGGUUAUGCUCUCCGAGAUGUACGACAACAAGUACCUCCCCGACGUUGACGGCAACAGCUUCUCAGGCCGGUACCUCGCGUUCCUGGGCAGCACGAGUCUCCCCAUCAAGUCGACGCUUUGGCGGGAAUGGCACGACAGCCGUCUCGUUGCAUGGAAACACUUUGUGCCGAUGGACACGCGGUAUAAUGAAUAUUACGGCAUCAUGGAAUACUUUUUGGGAUAUGGUGACGAGAGGCCAGGCCACGACGCCGAAGCGGAGAAGAUUGCCAUGGCGGGCAAGGCGUGGGCCGAGAAGGCGCUGCGUAAGGAAGACAUGCAGAUUUACACUCUGCGGUUGCUUCUCGAGUACGCGCGCGUUACGGACGAGAGAAGAGAGAGGAUGGGCUGGGUGCAUGACUUGCUGGCGGAGCAGACAUCCAGUUGA
Messenger RNA from Colletotrichum lupini, 3294 nucleotides. RefSeq names its product capsular associated protein. The transcript has 8 exons. The record is from RefSeq and is a predicted model, not a curated record. Bases 1 to 3294 code for a protein of 1097 amino acids. NCBI's taxonomy places the organism in Eukaryota, Fungi, Ascomycota, Sordariomycetes, Glomerellales, Glomerellaceae.